AUGCAUCAAAGUAUUUUUCAUACGUAUGCGUACUUACGGAUUAACAGGAUUCUUCCUCGACUACAGAUUAACAGAAUUCCUCCUCGACUACGGAUUAACAGAAUUCCUCCUCGACUACGGAUUAACAGAAUCCUUCCUCGACAACGGAUUAUCAGAAUUCCUCCUCGACUACGGAUUAAUAGAACUCCUUCUCGACUACUGAUUAACAGAAUUCUUCCUCGACUACGGAUUAAAAUAGAUCCUCCUCGACUUCGGAUUAACAGAAUUCCUUCUCGACUACCAAUUAACAGAAUUCCUCCUCGACCACGGAUUAACAGAAUUCCUCCUCGACUAAGGAUUAACAGAAUUCCUUCUCGACCACGGAUUAACAGAAUUCCUUCUCGACUACGGAUUAAUAGAACUCCUUCUCGACUACUGAUUAACAGAAUUCUUCCUCGACUACGGAUUAAAAUAGAUCCUCCUCGACUUCGGAUUAACAGAAUUCCUUCUCGACUACCAAUUAACAGAAUUCCUUCUCGACCACGGAUUAACAGAAUUCCUUCUCGACUACGGAUUAAUAGAACUCCUUCUCGACUACUGAUUAACAGAAUUCUUCCUCGACUACGGAUUAAAAUAGAUCCUCCUCGACUUCGGAUUAACAGAAUUCCUUCUCGACUACCAAUUAACAGAAUUCCUCCUCGACUACGGAUUAUCAGAAUUCCUCCUCGACCACGGAUUAACAGAAUUCCUCCUCGACAACGGAUUAACAGAAUUCCUCCUCGACUACGGAUUAACAGAAUUCCUCCUCGACCACGGAUUAUCAGAAUUCCUCCUCGACGACGGAUUAACAGAAUUCCUCCUCGACUACGGAUUAACAGAAUUCCUCCUCGACUACGGAUUAUCAGAAUUCCUCCUCGACCACGGAUUAACAGAAUUCCUCCUCGACAACGGAUUAACAGAAUUCCUCCUCGACAACGGAUUAACAGAAUUCCUCCUCGACCACGGAUUAACAGAAUUCCUCCUCGACUACGGAUUAACAGAAUUCCUCCUCGACUACUGAUUAACAGAAUUCCUCCUCGACUACAGAUUAACAGAAUUCCUCCUCGACUACUGAUUAACAGAAUUCCUCCUCGACUACGGAUUAAUAGAACUCCUUCUCGACUACUGAUUAACAGAAUUCCUCCUCGACUUCGGAUUAACAGAAUUCCUCCUCGGCUACGGAUUAUCAGAAUUCCUCCUCGACUAAGGAUUAACAGAAUUCCUCCUCGACUACGGAUUAACUGA
Messenger RNA from Ylistrum balloti, 1263 nucleotides. RefSeq lists its product as uncharacterized. The record is from RefSeq and is a predicted model, not a curated record. The coding region runs from base 1 to 1263 and encodes 420 amino acids. The transcript has a single exon. Lineage: Eukaryota; Metazoa; Mollusca; Bivalvia; Pectinida; Pectinidae.